This is a messenger RNA of Fopius arisanus, 4314 nucleotides long. It is a transcript of the gene Pits, whose product is annotated as Protein interacting with Ttk69 and Sin3A. The transcript is spliced from 4 exons. Gene Ontology annotation, molecular function: transcription corepressor activity. NCBI's taxonomy places the organism in Eukaryota, Metazoa, Arthropoda, Insecta, Hymenoptera, Braconidae. The record is from RefSeq and is a predicted model, not a curated record. The coding region runs from base 674 to 2167 and encodes 497 amino acids. Gene Ontology annotation, cellular component: nucleus. Gene Ontology annotation, biological process: regulation of transcription by RNA polymerase II.
AUUGUGACGCCACGAACGCCCAUUGGCCCCUCAUUUUGCUGAACGUUAUACAUCCGAGUCCCGACGUUACGCCGGGGCUAAAGAGGGAAGGGGCUCUCCACGGAUACCCCGUAGCCCGUGCCCCCUAAGCCAGUCUUACCGCCGCAAUCCGCAUUCUCGAGCGUUCCGCGUUCGUCAUCGCUCGUCCUUUUUCCCACAUUCGCUUUUGCCUUUAAACAAAAGAUAUAAAAUUAAAUAAGAAAAAAAGCCUCCAAUACUUGGCCGCCAUCGCAGUCCGAUGCACAAAGUAUCUCCAAACAAUUGAAGUGAUAACCAAAGUUAUUAUUAUUUUGUCCACUUGCCAAUUCACUCAUUGAUCCUCGUAAUUGCCGAUUUUACUGUGACCCCACCCUUCGCCGACACACCGCCUUCAGCGGGAAGCGGUUUGUUUUUUCGUGCUCGUGUCGUGCCUCACGGAGUAAAUAAAAAGGAGAAAAGCGAAUAAAAUCAGUGCGUCUCCUUUGGUCUCAGUUGAACCGAUCGUCAACUCGAUCGUCGAUUUUAAUCUGCGAUGAAGCGAUAGAGGAUAUAAUCGUGUCCUUGUGUUUGUGAUUGAAACAGUAUUGAGGGCCGAUUGAGAGUGAACAGUGUUGUGUUGUGCUGUGUAGUGAGGCUUAAUCGUGUUUAUAUCAAGAUGCUGGGAAAACGCACUCACUGUUAUUUGUGCGAUUUGCCGCGCAUGCCGUGGGCCAUUAUAAUGGAUUUUUCAGAGCCAGUUUGUCGUGGCUGUGUGAAUUACGAGGGGGCUGACAGGAUAGAUAUUGUACUGGAGUCGGCGAAACAGCUGAAGAAGGCCCAUGGCUUUCAGGACUCUAGGCCAUCGGCUUCCAAGGGAUACAGAGCAACGGGACAUUCUGAGCACAAUGGUGGUACUAAUAUCGAUGUACUACCAAUACAGAAUGCCGGACAGACUCACUCUAGGCAUCACAAUAUCGCUAAUUACUCGCAACUACAUCAUCGUAACUCGAUAACGGAAUUUAAUUCGUCAACGAGACAACAGGCACAGCAACAAUUGGCAGCAGCGGCUAGACAGCACGACGAACCACACGAUAUUGUUAAGCACGACUUGGUUAAGCACGAGAUGGUCAAGCACGAGAUGCAUAAUGGCAUUAGGAAUACCAAUGUAAGGUUAACUAAUGCACAAAUUGCUGCUGCACACCAUAUUACCUUGAAUCAUACCAGAGGAACGCCGCUCAAACGUGGAAUAUCGACAAUUGAUGAGGAUGAACAUCCUGAGAAGAAAUUCUCUAUGGAUGAACAGCAUCCCAGUAGGCCACCCUUGACUAGGGGCGACUCCUUGCCUGCUGUCAGUCUUGCUGUUAGUUAUGUUCAGGACAGGAGCAAGGAUAAACAUCCUGUCAGGGCACCCAGCUUCGAGACUGCUACCACCUUUAAACCCAAUGGUGGUUACGUAGGCCCCUCAAUUCCCCUGGCACCAACCAGUGUGGCUACAAAUGGUGGUGGAUCACCACUUCGUCCAAGAACAAGUCCACCACCGCCACCUCCACCACCACAGGAGGCAGGGGGUGGAGGACAGCAAGGGACUCAUCAUCAGGGUGGCACGGGUGGUCCCUCACCUAUGGCUGCAUUAAUGUCUGUUGCUGAUACCCUUACGUCUCCUGAACCCGUACCACAGUCAUCCAAUAAUCCCAGUCCCACCAGCAGGAGUCCACCAACAACUGCAACAACUGCACAGCAGAGAAGUGUCUCCAGGGGUUCACAACACAGUCCUAAUGGUUCUGGCUCAGGGAGGAGACCUAGUGGUGGAGCGAGACAGCACGUGUCAUCGACAACUGUGAUGACAUCUUCAGAGGGAGCAACGGGGGCCCAACCAGCUGGUGCUGAACCUGUGUCCAAUGCCCUCAAAUGCACCCUUUGUCAAGGUCGUCUUGAGGAUACCCACUUUGUUCAGUGCCCUAGUGUUCCCCAUCAUAAGUUCUGCUUCCCAUGCAGUCGGGAUAGUAUUAAGAGACAGGGAGCUGGUUCAGAGGUCUACUGUCCAAGUGGUGAAAAGUGCCCUCUGGCCGACAGCCAGGUGCCCUGGGCCUUCAUGCAGAAUGAAAUAGCAACUAUCCUCGCCGAGGACGCUGCAACUGGUCUCAAAGCCAAGAAGGAGCGAGAAACUUAAGGGAAUGAGCACUUGUACAAUUGGUUGAGGCUCAAAUUAAGAAUAUUAUAUAUCACAUAAACUUGUGAGAUAACUUGUCCCGUUCUCGAGGGGAGAAAAAAUUGGAUCGAACUUUGAUCCAAGGGGACCUCUGUUUUGGUGGAAUAACCGUGAAGGACCACCGAGCAUUGGGUCUGGAAAACGAAAAAAAAAAUUUUAACAUGAAAAUUAAAUGUAGAGGAGGACUCAGGAGCAGCACCGAAGACGUGAAAUUGAUUUUGGAGGAAUUUUCAGACAAGUUUUGUUGAUUGGAAAAAUUUAAGGGGUCGUAGAUUGUUUGUGACUGGCUUUGAGCAGUAGUCUUCGGUAAUUUUUAAGACGGUGGCAUUUCUACACGACUCGUAAUAUCCCAGUCGCUAGUGAAAUUAUAAAAAAAAACGUUGGAGAAGCAAAAUCUGUAUUUGUUUGGGUUCUUUUCUUGUUAGUUGCAUUUUGAGUUGACAUUUUCUUGAGGAGCAGUUGACGGAGGCCGUUUCGAUGAUUUCGUGAUCAGGGGAUUUUUAUGAGGGCUUGAUCGCCUGCAAUUGCGUUUUUAUGAUCUGGGAUUUAUUAUAUUUUUUAAGGUGUUCAUCUUGACCAGGUGGCACUUUAUAAAAAUAAUAUCAUAAUAGCGGCGAUUUAACUCUCCAGUUUGCGGGCAAUCGGAGCCAAUUUUUCAAUUUUUUUUACGUACAUCUGCUUAACGUCUAACGUUUUUUUUUUCUGGAAUUAUUAAGUUCGAUUUAAUGACGAGGGAAGAAAUUUUACCUGAAAGGAGAGCAGAUUUAUUUUGUACAUUGUGUAUAUGUGUACAUAUUUGACAUUUAUCGAAUAGGAGACAGAAAAUGAAGAGAAAUGAUUCCUCGUAGGUUAUGGAGGGAUGGCGUUUGAAUGUACAAAACUAAAUGGUUUUGAUCUUUCAUUUUUCUCCAUUUGUUGACGUGUGAUUUUAUUUAUCAAAAAAAUAAUUACAAGAUUUUUAUCGCGCGAGGAAAAAUGAUCAAUAUCGAUUUGUUCAAUUGUCUCGUGUUUUUGUUGUAGACAGGACAAUGACACUGUGGAAUUAUUUUAUGAUUGGAUGUGAAAUGGUUGGCGACAAUUUCCCAGUAGGAAUUACGUCGUUGUGAUAAAUACGAGAUAAUUGUGAGUCUGCUGGGGGGAAUACACAGACAGUGGGGAAAAAAAUGAAACAUUAACAGAUUGAGGAUUUUUCGUUGAAACACUACUAGUGAGAAUUUUUCGCUGCCGCCCAGGGUUUUCUAUUUCAAUGCUGGCGUGAAGAGUGAAUGUGCGCGAAUAUUGAUAAGACGAGUGAUAAAAAAAAUGUAACUGUACGAAACGCAAGAGUGAUUGCAGUUAACGAUAAGUCAGUGAUAAAUGACUGUACGAUAAACCCUGGUAUGGAGGGGUGAGCCCAUCUUUUCUUUUGUAUAUAUUUGUACAAAAAAAAAUCGAAAACAACAAAACACGUUUAGAUAUGUAUUGAUAAUGUAAGUGACAUCAAACUAGAAUGGUUCAGUAAUUGUACUACGAUGUAAUAAAACGAGAGGAGUAAAUUUCACGUUUUCUCACAUUGAUUUGAUAAAAUGAAAGGCUUUUUUUUUUGAAUUUCUGGAAAACUUGUCCUAGCGGACGAGGAGUCUUUCACCGAUUCCGAUUGUUCAAUGUUCCAUUUUUUAGUUUCAAUGGAAGAGAUUUUUAAAUAUUGUGUCUGCGAUUUUCAAUAAAUUAUUCACUUCCUCGGCGUUUCAUUGCAUUAGUUUGAAAGCCAUAAAAACUACAAUUGCCAAUUACAUUACAAUUGUCUCUGUUUCCAAUCUCAAUACAAAAACUAAUAACAUACGAAUCUUAACUCCAUUACGAGGUAAAAAGUAUUCUCAUAGAACAAUGCAAGCGUUUUUCUAUAACCUUUAAUAAAAAAAAACAUGCAAAAGGAGGAUAAAUAACUAGAAAUUGAGGAUAAGACGAUUCCGACGAGUGACUCGUCCAGUAAAAAAUGUAAUAGCGGAUAAAAAAAAAGUUUUUUUUUUCUAGUGUAUCAUAUCUUGGAACGUGUAACAAUGUACUGUCUAUCGUAUGUAUGCAACAAACAAAAAAGUAAAAACGAAAAUAUAUGUGUUGAUGUGUAA